AUGGCAUGCAAUCUAUUAUACGCUAUUUUAAUGCUGGUUUGUUCUGAAGUUUUAUGUAAAAUAAAUCGACACAAAAAUUCGUAUGAAUGUUUUGCAGAAUUGAAAUGUGGAGGUAAUACCAAUGAUCUAUCGACAGUUGUUCAAGGUUUGCCUGGUCCGCGUGGUUCACCGGGAGUUGCAGGUUUAUCUGGCCCUAUGGGCCCACGAGGUUUAAUGGGUCCUACUGGUCGUGAUGGUUUCACGGAACGUCCAACAUCUUUCUGCGCCGAAUUACAAUAUUUUGAUCUCACAAAAAUUACCGGUAAUGUACUUCGACCAUGGAUAUUAUCUGAUUCAUUCAAUGUUCCAACUGUAUCAAAUGAUUUUUCAGAAAAUACAGGAAUAUUUACUAUACCGAAAAAUGGUUUUUAUCAAUUUUUUGCUACUAUUUCGAUUUCUAGAACUAAGGUAUCAUUCGAUAUCAGAAAAAAUGAUAACCGCAUGUGUACGAUUUGGACAGAAGCAGUAAUUAGAAGUCAUAAUGAAACAAUUGCUUCGGGUUGGUCCAAUGCUUUCAUCGAUUGUCUUUUAUAUUGUCAAAUCAAUGAUCGAAUAUCUAUUGCAAUUCCUUAUUAUCUAAAUGAAAAUUUCGAUUCGGAGACUUUGGCUUAUUUAUAUUCAACAUUUUCUGGCUAUUUGUUAUUUAAUAUUUAA
This is a messenger RNA of Rotaria socialis, 693 nucleotides long. The record is from the annotation of a GenBank genome assembly. NCBI's taxonomy places the organism in Eukaryota, Metazoa, Rotifera, Eurotatoria, Philodinida, Philodinidae.